Chenopodium quinoa (quinoa) is the source of this 2058-nucleotide messenger RNA. RefSeq lists its product as uncharacterized. The transcript has 3 exons. Gene Ontology annotation, molecular function: mRNA binding; protein binding. The record is from RefSeq and is a predicted model, not a curated record. Lineage: Eukaryota; Viridiplantae; Streptophyta; Magnoliopsida; Caryophyllales; Amaranthaceae. Bases 387 to 1646 code for a protein of 419 amino acids.
GCUUUAUUUUGAUUGGAAUUACAAUUUUGUAGAAAUUGAGUAAGAAAUUGUAACGAUGGUAAAUUGCUAAAUUUUGUAGUCCUUGUUCGUCAAUAAUCUCAAUAGGCAGAAUAUACGGAGUAGAGUGUGUAGAGUAUUAUUUUUUUUACACCUUGGGAGUUUUUCACUUUUACGCUUCACCCUUUUCUCCCUCUCCUCCAUUGAAGCAUACUCCCAAUUCUCCAUUGAAGCGCCUUCCGAAGCUUUCUCUCCUCCAUUCAACCAGCUUCUUAGUCUUAUUUGGUUGCUCUUCGGUUCUCUGCUGCUGAGAUUGGUGCUGCUAAAUUUAUUCCAGAAAUUCAGAGAAUCUGCCACUGCUGCCAGGAUUGGUGGGUAUAAAAAAAUAAAUGUAUGGAAGAGCAGGUCUUGACAGAUUUAAGAAGGCGCAGGCCUUGGAGCCCUUUGCUGUCACUCCCAAAACAUCUUCCUUGCCACCUCCUAAAUCUGUAACACAAUCUUAUCCUCAGCAUCCUACUCAACAAGGACAGGUGCAGUCACAGAAACCGGCUCUGGAUGCAGCUGUGUCUGUACCCUCCACGACAACUCCCAAUGUUACCCAGAUUGGUGGGGGACAAUCUACUUGGCAGCCUCCAGAUUGGGCUAUUGAACCUCGUCCUGGUGUAUAUUAUCUUGAGGUUGUGAAAGACGGAGAAGUCCUUGACCGGAUUAAUCUUGACAAAAGGAGGCACAUCUUUGGCAGGCAGUUACAUACAUGUGAUUUUGUGCUUGAUCAUCAAUCUGUUUCACGUCAACAUGCGGCUGUUGUUCCACAUAAAAAUGGAAGCGUAUAUGUUAUGGAUUUGGGAUCUGCACAUGGUACAUUUGUUGCGAGUGAGAGAUUAACAAAAGAUACACCUGUUGAACUUGAAGUGGGGCAGUCUCUGCGAUUUGCUGCAUCAACUAGAACUUAUAUCUUGAAAAAGAAUGAAGCAGCUCUUUUCCCUCCACCUCCUUUACCCACAGAAAUUGAUCUGCCGCCACCCCCUGACCCUUCUGACGAGGAAGCUCUUGUUACUUAUAACACACUACUAAAUCGUUAUGGUAUAAGCAAAUCAGACCUCGUUAAAUCCACAAACUUGUUUGUUGUAUCCAGUGGAAAUGAUGAUAGCCAACCACCAACUAGAGCAGCUAAGAGAAUGAAGAAAUCUAGAGUUGCCUUCAGAGACCAAGUUGGGGGUGAGCUGGUUGAAGUUGUUGGGAUUUCUGAUGGUGCCGAUGUAGAAACAGAACCUGGUCCUCUUGGUCUAAAAGAGGGAAGUCUUGUUGGUCAAUAUGAGUCACUAGUCCAAAUCACGGUGAUUCCAAAAGGGAAAGGCCAGACGUCUGUCAAGGAAGAUAAUGUCUCUCCAAAAGGCGUUACUGACAAAUUACAGGAAGUCUUGAACAAGGUUAAAAAAUCUAACUCAUCAAAAAGUGGCAUCUAUGAUGACCUAUAUGGAGAUUCUUUUUCUGGAAAGGUGGGUUCGUCAUGGGCAAUCUCCUCUGGUAACCCUGUUGGUAGAGAACCAUCUCCCUCAAACAAUGGCGGGAUGAAGGAUUUUUUGUCCAACACUGCUUCAGGAAGCAAUAAUAUUCUUGAUGAUGACGAUGACUUAUUUGGUGACUGAUUGAGGCAAGUGAUCAGGUGGAAAAUUUCCUGACUGCCUCUCUGAAAAGGAAAAAUGCUCUUUGAUUGGUUAGCCACUGUCAAUGAAAUCAAUUGACUGAGAUGCAUUUUUUUUUUUUGGCUCAAGACAGGGAGGCAUCUUUAGAGAGGUGAUUUUGUUGUAUUUUAAUAUUUGUUUUCUGUUUUGGUGCAAUUUCACCAUCUGUGUGAGGCCUAGGAUGUGAUCUUCAGAUUCUAGCUGUAUAGAUGCAAUGCUUUGUACGGAAUUGUCGGAUUGUGCUUAAACUCACAGUCCCUUGAGUUUGUAUGGUGCGUCAUGUGUGUCAUAAAUCUGAGCCUCACGUCACAGCUUUUGCAUUUUUGCAUCUUGAUUCUUACAUCUUAUAAAGUACAGCUUAUUAUUUGAUCUUUCA